GACGAUCUCUGAUACCGGUAACUCUCUUCGCCGCCAAACCCUUGCUCUCCUAUUUUCCUCCGAUCCCUUUCCGAUUCAAUUCGCUUCCAACCAACCUCUCCCCGUCAUGAAUCCCGAAUAUGACUAUUUGUUCAAGCUUUUGUUGAUUGGAGAUUCUGGUGUGGGCAAGUCAUGUCUCCUCCUGAGGUUUGCUGAUGAUUCAUACCUUGACAGCUAUAUCAGUACAAUUGGAGUGGACUUUAAAAUUCGCACUGUUGAGCAAGACGGGAAGACCAUUAAACUUCAAAUUUGGGACACUGCUGGUCAAGAACGUUUCCGGACUAUCACUAGCAGCUACUAUCGUGGGGCUCAUGGCAUAAUUGUUGUUUAUGAUGUCACUGACCAAGAGAGCUUUAACAAUGUUAAGCAGUGGCUGAAUGAAAUUGACCGUUAUGCAAGUGAAAAUGUAAACAAGCUUCUAGUUGGAAACAAGUGUGAUCUCGCGGCAAAUAAAGUUGUGUCCUCUGAAACAGCAAAGGCAUUUGCAGAUGAAAUUGGAAUUCCUUUCAUGGAAACUAGUGCUAAAAAUGCCACCAACGUGGAACAGGCUUUCAUGGCCAUGGCUGCUGAAAUUAAAAACAGAAUGGCAAGUCAACCAGCGAACAAUGCCAGGCCUCCAACAGUCCAAAUUCGAGGACAGCCAAUGAACCAAAAGUCUGGUUGCUGCUCGACUUAGAGACUAAGUAUUCAUGGUCUUAGACGUUCAUAUGUGUCUCUGUGGCAUCUAAACUAGUUUUCACAUAAUGCUUUCAUAUGAAGAUUGUUCGUCAUGAUUUACUCUUUAUCGUUCAGCUCCUUGUUAAAACUUCAAUUCUUUUCAAUGUAUUUGAUUAAAAACAAUAUGUACAAAAUUAGGAAUAUUGUUGAAAAGCAGUAUUUGCCUUUGUUCUUUGUCUCCAAGCACAUUUUACCUUACGCAAUAGCCUAUUCCCGGAAUCGAUCAUUUUCUCUGUAGGAGUUAAAUGUAGUUCAAUUGCGUCCACUCUUGUAAGUCUAUGAAAUAAAAUAUAUAGAAAACUGAAUUUUUAUUUCUGAG
Messenger RNA from Cicer arietinum (chickpea), 1075 nucleotides. It is a transcript of the gene INR134, whose product is annotated as rab-type small GTP-binding protein. Lineage: Eukaryota; Viridiplantae; Streptophyta; Magnoliopsida; Fabales; Fabaceae. The record is from RefSeq and is marked provisional. Gene Ontology annotation, molecular function: GTPase activity; GTP binding.